UUAACCGAAAAUGGAGUUUUGGUCGACUACCUGAAAAUGUUGAAGGAAAUGAAGAUCCAAAUGAAUAAAGUGCAAGAUUUCCUUGAUGCACAUAUCAAUCUACUGGAGGACCUCAGGAAAUCUCAACCAUUGCAGAACCAGGACAAAGGUUAUUUGUCAAGUGGUCCAGUGAAGCGCCACAAUAGCCAAACCAGUGACCCUCCACAAAUGCAACAAGGUUCUUCGUCAAGUAGUGAGAAUAGCCAAACUAGUGACCUUCCAGAAAUACAACAAGCCACACUGAAGUACAAGAUGGUGAUAAGUGGAAAAACCUUUAAUGCCCAUCAACAGAUACUGGAAAAAGUAAAGGCUUUAAGUGAGGAGCCAGAUUUGAAUUUGAUCGAACAGGAAGACAGCAAUCAGGAUUGCCAGGCCAUUAUUGUCUUCUGUCCCAUUGUUUCACGUAUGGGGACAGAUAUUGACGCAGCCAUGACGCAAGUCAAAGGUUCUCAGCCUGUCAUUCUGGUUUUGAUGCAUCACGCACAUGAACCCAAGCAUGUAAAUUUCAUGAAAACAAGGGAUGGCGUUUCUAAUGUUGUGUUACCUUUCCAUGUGUUCUACCAUGAGACAGUGCAUGGAUUGUUGCAGUGUCAACAAAAUAACGAUGCCAUUUCUGAAAUUCGAAAGGCAUUACUGCAGUACGCAGAUAUCCAGACAAUUAAAGAUACAAGUGGAAAGACACAGAAUGUGGCUGCUAGUAAUUAUGGUGGUAUUAUUAGUAUUCCACUAAUGAGAGUUCAAACCUUUUUAAAAAAAUUUUCAUAGUGUAAAGUCAGAUAUCACAAGUCAAAGAAACUGUAAAUAUGUCCCAUUCAUUACUCUUUUGUAAUCCACUUUUUUUGCACUGUAUCACUUGAGUAGUCCAGAUUGCUCUGACCAUUUGCAUAGGAAUUGAGGAUUUUAUGGUUUUGAUCAUGCAAAAUAAUUAUUUUGUGCAUUGUGAAACAAAAGGGCAGCACAGAAUUGUCUUUGUGACCUUUAUUUCAGUACUUUAAGAUAUUUCAGCUGUAAGGGUAGUUGCUGAGUCAACAGGUGUGAUCAUGAAGUGUCAAAGAAGAGGUCAGAGACACAGUAUAUGGGUGUAGAUAGCCAUAAAACUACUUUCAACUGUACCAACUGCUGUUUAUCUCUAAAAAAAACCCCAAAAGUGACAGUUACAGCUAUAUGUACACAGUGACAUCGUAAGUCCUUUGAUCAUUAAGAUAAAUAAUAAAUAUAUUUAUAUCAAAG
This is a messenger RNA of Pundamilia nyererei, 1269 nucleotides long. RefSeq lists its product as uncharacterized. The record is from RefSeq and is a predicted model, not a curated record. NCBI's taxonomy places the organism in Eukaryota, Metazoa, Chordata, Actinopteri, Cichliformes, Cichlidae. The transcript has 5 exons. The coding region runs from base 37 to 804 and encodes 255 amino acids.